CAAGCAUAGUACCAAAAUAAACACCCAGCCAUGUCCUCACGGGCAGACCCUCGGGCCGUCGUCUCUCGGUGAGAUGGCCAGCGUGGCUGCUGUAACGAGUACCAUGUUCAUAUGCUUUCUUCCCCGGGCUCGGCAUGCCGAAACUCCUCCCUUUGCUGUAUAUAAGGGCUCGAUGUCCACCACCAUCCCAUCCUCAUCUAAUAUUCAUUCACACUCUCGCGUCUGUCUUAUCAUGGUCAACAUCUUCCUCACUGGCGCAUCCGGCUAUAUCGGCUCCUACCUCACGCCCCUCUUGCUUGAAGCGGGGCACAAGCUCACCGCCCUCGCAAGGUCGGACGCUUCUGCCAAGAAGUUGGAAGACCAAGGGAUAACCGUCAUCCGUGCCAGUCUCGAAGACACCGACGUUCUCUUCAAAGCCGCGUCCGAGGCAGAUGCGGUCAUCCAUCUUGCCUUCGUUCAUGACUUUGCCAACUUUGCCAAGGCUCUCGAAACGGACUAUACAACCGUCGAGACGUUCGCCAAAGCCCUCAAAGGCACCUCCAAAAUACUCAUCACCACCUCCGGCCUCCUCGCCGCCGCCUCCCCAACCCCCUCCGAGCUCACCCCUGCCAUCGAAGCUGGCCGAGGCAAAUCCGACCGCCUCACCCUCUCCCUCGCUGCUUCUGGCAUCCGCUCCCACGUCAUCCGUCUGGCCCCUACCACCCACGGCGAUGGCGACCACGGUCUCUUGACUUUCUACAUCCAGCAAUCCAAGAAAGCCGGCUCUGCGGGCUAUGUAGGGGAUGGCGGGAACCACUGGCCGGCGGUGCAUGUUGACGAUGCUGUCAAAGUCUACAAACUUGUCCUUGAGAGCAAGACUCUCAAAGGUGGAGAGGUUUUGCACGCAGUCCAAGAUGCUGGGAUCCCUUUCAAUUCUAUCGCCGAGGCUGUCGCUGGCAAGCUUGGGAUUCCUACCAAAAGCAUGACGCCAGAAGAAGUGGAGGUCCAUUAUACUCGUCUUGCGAGGUUCUUUUCGCGCGAUUUGGUGGCGGAGAGUACGUUGACGAGGGAGUGGCUUGGCUGGGCGCCGAAGGAGAAGGGUUUAGUGGAGGAUAUUGAGAGUAGCGAGUGGUACUUUACACCCGAGGCCGUGUCAAAGUAUUGAACAGUACAUAGAUUCAUUGUCUGCAGUAAGGUGUGAUGCAACAAGCUAUCAACGUCGA
Molecule: messenger RNA, 1202 nt
Organism: Cryptococcus amylolentus CBS 6039
Lineage: Eukaryota; Fungi; Basidiomycota; Tremellomycetes; Tremellales; Cryptococcaceae
Exons: 3
Coding region: 74-1144 (356 amino acids)
Source: RefSeq, a predicted model, not a curated record